This is a messenger RNA of Equus caballus (horse), 790 nucleotides long. RefSeq names its product major allergen Can f 1-like. The record is from RefSeq and is a predicted model, not a curated record. NCBI's taxonomy places the organism in Eukaryota, Metazoa, Chordata, Mammalia, Perissodactyla, Equidae. Gene Ontology annotation, molecular function: small molecule binding.
AGAGGCCAGCACAGCCUCUCCGACCCCAGCAAGUGACCUGUCAGGUGGCCGUGAGCACAGACCCCUGGAGAUGAAGACCCUGCUCCUGACCAUCGGCCUCAGCCUCAUUGCUGCCCUGCAGGCCCAGGACCCCCUGGCCUUGGGCGAGGAGACUCCGGACGUCUCAGGGAAAUGGUAUCUGAAGGCCGUGACCGCCGACCAGGAGAUUCCCGGGGAGAAGCCUGAGUUGGUGACUCCCAUGACCCUCACGGUCCUGGAGGGGGGCAACCUGGAGGCCAAAGCGACCGUGAAGGUGAGGGGUCAGUGCCAGGAGACGAAACUGGUGCUGGAGAAAACCAAUGAGCCCGGCAAAUACACGGCCGACGAGGGCAGGCGCGUGGUGUACAUCUCGCCGUCGAACGUGAUGGACCACUACGUUCUUUACUGUGAAGGCGAGCUCCGGGGGAAGCAGAUCCGGAUGGCGAAGCUCGUGGGAAGAGACGCGGAGAACAACCAGGGGGCCCUGGAGGAUUUUAAGACGUUCGCGAGAGACAAAGGGUUCGACCCGGAGAAGAUCUUCACGCUCACGCGCCAUGAAACCUGCUCUCCAGGAAGCGAUUAGGGACGGGGGGCACCGUGGCUCCACAGCAGCCCUGAGGCGGCACCACCAGGACCCUCCGUCCUGCAAGACACAGAAGGAGCCCCUGACCAGGGGGCCUGGGUCACCUCCUGCCACCCCUCCUGCACCCCCACCCCCUCCUCCCCAGCCCUGCAUCCCCCUCCUGGUUCCGCAUAAAGAGCUUCAGCAGUU